CUCACACACUCAGAGGAACUAGUUACCGGAGCAGGGCGAGCGCAGCAGCACCUGAUCACAGCGCGAGCACCAGCUGGGAGGGAAACAUUCACCUGUACGCCGCGAGGACGAAUUCGCAAGGAUUUUUUCAUUAAUUUUUACCACACACCGUCUUAAAGGCGCAGUGAGGGACACUUUAAACAAGAAUCUCUGUCGGACCCCUGCUUUGUCCUGCAGCCAAACAAGUUUCUUUUUUCUUUUUUUCUUUCUUUUUUGAGUGAGCUUUUAAGCAGAAACGGACCCGCAUCUGAAGGUGUCGUUUCUGUCUUUCGUUUAUUUCGGAGAGACUGCGUGCCUGGUUCCUUAAAGAGGACCGUAAUCAACCAUGGCGAGACGUGACACCCGAAAUUGGCAUGACUGCACAAAAAUGAUCGGACUGCUCUGCCUGGUCGCUUGGUCGAUACUUACAGAACACGGAGCAACAGGUCAGCGAGUGAAGGUGGAGCCAGAGGUGUUGUCGUAUCCCGGCCAGACAGUCAACCUACGCUGUGCCUUCACAGAUGCCACUGGGAUUCAGCUCACAAUGGUCACGUGGAUCUACGAGCCAAAGGAAGGAGAAAGGAUCAACAUUGCUGUGUUUCAUCCCAACUUUGAGCCCAACUACCCCGACUCACCUGUGAAGGGCAGGGUCAGCUUCUCACCCAGUCCCCCAAACAUGGCCAGCCCUUCCAUCCAGAUUAGCAAUGUCAGGAUGACCGAUGAGGGGAAGUACAUCUGCGAAUAUGCUACCUACCCAAUUGGCAACGAGCAGGGGAUCACCUAUCUGGUCAUGCUGGCUAAGCCACAGAACUCAGCCUCCAUCGUGACAGUGGAAGCAGGCACUAAGCCGGUCGUUGUGGCACGCUGUGAGUCUGUAGAUGGCCGCCCCGCUGCCCAGAUCUCCUGGGUGACCACAGCCAAUGGCAAUGCGACAACAACGUCUAAGCCGGGUGCCGACAACACCGUGACAGUGACCAGCGAGUACUACAUGGUUCCCACAGCAGCAGACAACGGGAAGGACAUCAGCUGCGUGGUGGUGCACAGGACCCAGGUCAAACCAGAGAGCUUCCCAUUAAAACUUGCAGUUCAAUACGCCCCUCAGGUGACAAUAGUGGGUUAUGACAAUAAUUGGUACGUGGGUCGUACAAAUGUGGUGCUCACCUGCCAAGCUUCCGCAAACCCUGUUCCGCUCUCCGUCCAGUGGAAGACCAUGUCAGGAGAGAUGCCAGACACAGUGCAGAUCGUGGGCAAAGAGCUGAAGGUACUGAAGGUGGACGAAGCUGUCAACACCACUUUUGUCUGUGAGGUCAAGAACCGCAUAGGGAUCAGCAGGGAUCAGGUCACAGCCAUCGUCAGAGAGCCCUCAGUGAACCAAUCCAAUGCCGGCGUGGUGGCGGGAGCUGUCAUUGGCUCCCUGCUGGCUCUCCUUUUGGUCGCCGCUCUCAUCGGCGUGCUUGUCACCCGCAGCCGCAGGCAACAGCAGGGCUACCGCGCCAAUGGCAGCAGUGACAUUAAGACACGCAUAUUUGGAGGCGGCAAGAAGGCCAGCAAGAACGGCACAGGUGGAGGCGCAGGCAGUGGCGGAGUCGGAGGCGGUAACAACAACGGCCCCAUAUACGUUUACAACGACAGCUCAUCCCACCAGGGCCUUGGAGAGAAAAACAACCACCACCAGCCACUCACCAUUGGGGGUCGGCCCGAAGUUGUUGCCACUACACCCACCGCCCAAGACAUCCUGCUUAGCAGCGAAUUAGACGACGCAGAGAGGAGGAAGUUUGAUGAGCUGGAGGAGGACGAGAGGUAUGACCACUUCACUGGAGGGGCCCCCAUCCUUCAGCUUCGCCCACACAAUGACCAGGACGAUAUGAUUGGAGAUUACCUGGAUGAUGACAUGGAGUCCCAGCGGGAUGGCUCUGUCAUCUCACGGACUGCAGUUUACGUAUAGAGGAGGAGGAGAGGAAAGGAGGAGGAGGAAAAGGAGGGAUGGAGGAUCUCUCCUGAGGAUUUUGUGGCUUCAGGGUCUUGCUCCCUGUCUGAUGGAGAGGAGAAAAUGAUACCACUUUUAUUUUUGAAAAUUGAUUUUAAAUAUAGCCUAUUAUUAUUAAUCGCAGUGCAGCCCCAAAAUGAACUGAAUGAACAGGAGGGUGUGGUGGGAUGUUCUGAAAGGAGUUGUGCUGUUUUUUGGUCCCUAAGAGCUGAAAUUCAAACAGAAAAGAAACAACCUGUCUCCCACCGCUUCUGCUCAUGAUAUCGCUAUCGCUGGGACCUUCUCAAGGACUCUUGACAGACAAACUAAAAGAGAGAAACAAUGUAGUGUGGGAGUAGGAUAAUGGAAUCAUGAUACAAGCUUGGCUAUAGAGGAGGCAUCGCACUUGCAUAUUCACUCUUAUCUUCACCAAAACAGUAGCAGUGGAUGGGGUUGUCAAGCAGUUACGUUUUACCUGCUAUUCUCAGUCCUCCUAUGGGAAACUUUUGUUUUGGUAAUGCGUUGUGCUGACAGCUGGUUGGUAGUUAAUAUCUAGUGAUGGGUUGGGAGAAAAACAUUUGAAGGUAUAGACAGUAACCAUCAAGUGAUUUAGAGAAGAGAACAAUGCAUUUGCUCAUGUCUGCUGGAGAGUUCUCCUUUCCGCUCUCUGCCUUCUUCUCAAGAAAAAAAAAAACAUCUCUGCAAACUAUCAGCCACAGUAGACACUCUUCAAUUUACAAAAUUCAAAAAGAACAUUUGGUCCUUAUGUGCUGUGCAAAUACAAGAGCAGCUGAAUUUAACAAAGUAAGUUUGCAGAGUUUGAACCAAGUUCGUAACAAGGUAUUCACAUGCAAACUUUUGUACUGUGCCUGGAGGUAAGAGACGGUAAACAAGAAAUGAGGGAAUGAGGUGUAGCCAAUCUGACAGGGUCAAGGGAUGGAGAGAGGGAUGCAGGAGGCAGGAGGACGAGAGAGGAGCACGUCUCUUCUUUUCUCUUCAUCCUCAUCUCCGUCUCUUCAGAGCACUCCUGACAGGAGGAGCUUGAUUGGUAAUGAGCCGUGAAGUCGCUCGCUUAGCCGGGACCAACAGAUUGCCACCACUUAUCGUUUAUGACGUGGCAAUUCCUCCCCCCUCCUAUCUCUCUAUCAUCCUUCCAUCUUCUCCUCUCUCGCUCUUCAUCCCUCUCCCCCAGUGUUUAUGGGGAGUUUAUGAUUUAUCCAGGGCAGUGUCGAGGUCAGGGCCACAGAGAGCGGGGCAGUAUUUUACUACUCCCGAUGUGUCAAACGCCCCACUUACUCUAUUCUAGCCCAGCCUGCCCUGACAUGCCAGGACUGACUAAUCCACCUGGAGUGGCCACGUUCACUGCGCCACACAGACACUGCCACCUCCUCCCAUAUUUUAGUAAGUGGCCGGAUGUAACAGAACCCCAUUUCCAAAGUGCGCCUGCGUUAGAUAUGAUAGAUUUUCAAUGAGAUCAUGUAAUAUUUCUUUCCACUAGCGGAUGUUGUUAAAUGUAGUGAAUUGAUCGGGAGACAUAAAAGGUUGUGUCCACAGCGGUGCUGUCGGAGUCAUAUUGACUAACAGGCAACAAGUGGUGAAAUGACCCUUCAUGAUGUGACUUCAGGCCUGAUUGUCUCCUGACUGUUAAUUUAGCCUUGCAACAAGUCACCGGAGGGCCGCUCAUACAAACAUUGUUCCUUGGCCACUGUACACUGCUGUCUUUGAGGCUUAGAGUGUACAUGUGCAUGCGUCACUGCAUCUACGCAGCCACUGGAUGACUGAGAUGGACAAUCUCGGAGUGAAGCCCUGCUGUAGCUCCUCUAAUCAUGCUUCCCCUGGCCUUCUAAUCAACUCCCCUCUGACCCACUGGGAAUCUGAGUGUGGUCUCGAUGACUGUACUGACCUCCCGUAAGGCCCAGCCAAGAUCUGGGUUGCAGUUUGCUGCAGGUCAUGAGGUCAAAUGCAGGGUCACCCAUUGCCAAGGGCAAGGAUGACUACACCUGCCCACAUUUCUUAUCAUGGCUGUUUUUAACCUUGAACUAUAGUUCGACAGUCCUUCUUUGCCAUUGUGAUGGCUGUUAACCUUAAGAGAGGUGGAGAGAGAGUAGGAAAGAGACACAGGAGGCGGAUGACAAAAAUUGAGACAGUGUAUAGUGUUUGAGCACUGUCUGAGAUAUUUUAAGCCAGUGUGUUCAAUAGGAUUAUUGUCUAAUGGCCUUAGCGUAUACAUAAAUGCAGCUCCUGUCAAACUUGGGUACAGUACAUUUAUUGAACACAGCUGAUCAGUCACAGCCACUCAAAAUAAAAAUGCAUUACUUAUUUUUGCACUCGUGUGUGUCACCUCUACAAAGAGAAAUAGUGUAAUACUUGCUUUUUGGGGUAAAAAAAAAUAUCGACAAGGGACAAAACUGUCGUAUGUACAUUUUGGUGUGAGGUAUCUGUGUACUAUAUAUGUAAGCAUUUUUAUUUUUCUUGUGAAAAUAUGGAUAUUUAUGAAAAUGUAAAUAUCAGAUCAGUGGAGCCAGUGUUGCCAGUGUUGUGGAAGUAAAGAUGAAAGAGUUCUGGGUUGGCUAACUCUGAAGCUCAAAUGUCUCAGAGGGCAUUCAGAAUGUAAUUUUUAAUCCAAUGAAUACCUCAGUAGUUUGGGUGUUUCGACAUGCUGAACUGACUGAGCUUAGUUUACCUAAAGCCUAAGUCUAUUUUAUUUUGGGGGGAAAAAUUAUAUAUGCUUGUAUGGUUUCUUUUUCGUUCAAGUUAGCACUGCCUGCAUUUCCACAUAAUAAGCACACGCUAUUUCUUUUGCACAAUUGGCUUCUCCUUCUCCUUGACAGACACCCUGCACAAUGCUAAAAUACACACAAUACUCAUAAUUUAUCAUGUAGACCGUAACCACACAAGCGAUGGUCUGUGUUGUGUCUGAGUCAGCUCUGUGUGUGUAUAUAGUUGUCAGUGUGUAUUUUCGUGAUGCUCGGGGGGCUCUGGGACAUCUCUCGCUGCCAUUGGGGCUAAAACCUGAGUAGCCACCUUUUGUCACCAUGGAAAACUGGCAAACUGAAGAUAUUAUUGUGCAUUUUGAAGACACACACCCAAUCACAAACUCAUGCACAAACUGCACAUAUACAUACGCAGAAUGCAGAGAAACAUUCGCCCACACACAAACACCCCUCAGUCACUUUCUUUAUGCUCACUCCCACAACCAAACUGUGCAGAAGACACCUCAUACCUGACAACUCUGCCAUCUCCUGACAUAAAACCCACACAAAUGUGCUUGCAUAGCUGCAAACAAAGACACACACACAAAAACACAUCUACUUUUUCCUCUUCUUUCUCAGUGCCUCUGUCAGGACAUACACCGUGUCCUGUUAGAGUGGAAAGAGCCGCAGCAUGAUGUGUCCCCUGCUCCACUGCUUUUUAUCCCCCAAAUAGUCCAACCCAUUCCCAAAUCAAUGACCAUGUACAACAGAGACAACCACACAUUCAAGGGACACCCACUUUUCACCCAGUGUCAGAAAAACAGGCUUUUUAGGAAACCGUUUGUCCGUCAUGCUUUUGUUCUGCAUGGGAAAUAUAGCUUUCAUAAAAAUGCCACUGCGCUGACCUCCUCACCCUCCCGGAUUCCUUUGAAUGCUUUUAGCGAGUCACAACUCCCUACUCUUCUCCAAAAUGUUGUUUUCGACUUCUCUCACUUCAGCCACCUCCGCCACAGCGACCGCCCCCACAGACGCACACACCGUUGCCACCCACCUCCGCACCCAAGUAAGGCUUGUCAGACAAAAUGCUUUUAGAAAAACCCAUGAUCCUUGCCUGUGUGUAGCACCGGGUUAGAUUGUCAAAAUACCCAAUAUUUUUCUUUUUUCAGGAAAACCACAUACUGUUGCUAUUUCUUUGGCUCCAAACAUCUGAUGACUAAUCAAAGCCUUAACAUCUCCCAUCUCACUCGCAUAAAA
Molecule: messenger RNA, 5931 nt
Organism: Toxotes jaculatrix (banded archerfish)
Lineage: Eukaryota; Metazoa; Chordata; Actinopteri; Toxotidae
Product: nectin-2-like
Exons: 7
Coding region: 365-1963 (532 amino acids)
Source: RefSeq, a predicted model, not a curated record